This is a messenger RNA of Papilio polytes (common Mormon), 1580 nucleotides long. It is a transcript of the gene Seipin, whose product is annotated as seipin. The transcript has 8 exons. Gene Ontology annotation, cellular component: endoplasmic reticulum membrane. The record is from RefSeq and is a predicted model, not a curated record. Gene Ontology annotation, biological process: lipid droplet organization; lipid storage. Lineage: Eukaryota; Metazoa; Arthropoda; Insecta; Lepidoptera; Papilionidae. The coding region runs from base 280 to 1263 and encodes 327 amino acids.
UGUUGAUAAAAUUUGAAUAACCUCUUAUCAUUUUUUAUCACCUGAGGUUUAUUCAAUUAAAUGUCUUAAUUUUUACUAGUUAAAUUUAUAUAUUAGGUGUUAUUUAAAAUGUAGAAAUGGAUGACAAAGUAUCCAAACAAAAUUAUCGAACUCAGCCGCAGUAAAUUAAUAUUUUUAUCGUUAUCUAUUGAAAGAAUUAUCUACCCACCAGUUCUAGGUCCGUUUCCUUGACUGGUAAAGAUAAGCUGAGGUCUCAAUGUCCAUUUGAAUGUAGAAGUCAUGGCUUUAUUACUGUAUUUAAAUCCAUUUAGAGUUUUUAAAGAUUUUGUGCGUAUACCUAUCGAAGCUUUCCUUGGACGCCAAUAUUUAGAUUAUAAAAAGAAAACUAACGAAGGAAUAAACAGUGUUAAGGAGUUAUUAUUAAGAGCAGGAAUAGUUUUAGUAUUUUUGUCGGCAAUUUUGUGGAUUUCUAUAUUCAUGUAUGUUAUAUUUUAUUACAUUUAUAUGCCUAACGUAACGCAUAUACGGCCGGUUCAUUUACAAUUCAAGCCAUGUGAGGAACAAAUAGGCGUUUGUUCCUUCCCAUCGGCGCACGUGCAACUGACCCGACGUACCAGUUUGUUAAUGUCUGGACAGCCUUAUAAAAUAAAAUUGGUCCUUGAUAUGCCGGAAACUCAGAUCAACAAAGAUUUAGGUAUGUUUAUGGUGUGCGCGCAGCUGCGGGCUAAGGGCGGAGUGUUCGUGUCGUCAUCUUGUCGAGCUACUAUGAUACGACAUAGGUCGAAGUUACACCACUUGAUAAGGACGGCGGUGUUCUCUCCCCUGCUGGUUAGCGGACUGGAGGAAGAGAAACAACAAAUACAUGUCGAUUUGUUCACAGACUUUAUUGAUGAUCCUGAGUUGUCAGUGACGGACGCGUACGUGGAGGUUCAGUCGCGACACGCGCAGGUGUACUCCUGCGAACUUCACGCGCAGGCGCACUUCUCCGGUCUGAGAUACCUCAUGUAUUAUUGGCCGCGGAUAUCUGCACUUAUUGGAAUCUCAACAAAUCUUUUCUUCGUGUCGCUGGUGUUUAUUCUGAGCUGGUAUCAUCUGCAGGAAGGUUUGCCCGAAUUUAUUAAGAGCAAAUUCGGCGAUAAAGAAGUGAAAAAAGAAGAAUCCAUUAGCAAAAUUAAGCUGGAACAAGAGAGUAAAGAUUUCCCUUUCUUUGACGACGAUGCGUUGCGGCAAGAAUUCCAGAAAUUGGAACAGAAGAAAACUUAGAAGACUGAAAUUUUAUACAUUAGAAUAUUAAAAUAUUUAACUCAAGUCUCUUAAUUGUUGAUAUUUUCGUUAAAAAAUAUUUUCCCAUCCAUUCUCUUAGAAUUACCAAAUAGAAUGUUUUUAGAUAACAUUCACAUGUCAAACUAUCAAUUUAAAAAUAUAUUUUCAUUUAUCAGAAAAAAGCAAACAAGCAUUAGGUUUCUUUACCUAAGCCAGAGGAGGGGACGCACAGAAACAGGUAAUUUACCCUUCCUAUGCAUCCUCUGCGAAAUGUUAUUCAGCACCACUUUUGUGUUUUAAGAUUUAACCAAUAAAAU